UCCCGGUCGCCAUGCUGAAGUGCGAGAUGACGGGCGGCCAGGUGAAAGUAUUUGGGAAAGCAGUACAGACCUUAUCACGAGUGAGUGAUGACCUGUGGCUAGACCCAUCUGAAAAAGGUCUUGCUCUGAGAUCUGUGAAUUCCUCUCACUCAACAUAUGGCUGCGUCCUGUUCUCGACUUUGUUUUUUCAACAUUAUCAGUGGUCACCCUCAGCCACGAUGAGUGAUAUUGGCAUACCCAUGAAUUUAAAUUGCAAAUUGGCAAUAAAGUCAAUUCUGCCGAUCUUUAGGUGUCUGAAUUACCUUGAAAGGAGUGUGGAGAAGUGCAGAGUGGUCGCCAGGUCGGAUAAAUGCAGAGUUGUCCUUCAGUUCUUCUGCAGGCACGGUAUUAAAAGAACGCACAAUGUGUAUUUCCAAGACAGCCAGCCCCUGAAAAUUCUCUUUGAAAAGAGCAUGUGUGCCAAUAUCCUGAUGAUUAGACCAAGAUUGCUGGCUGAGGCCAUUGUUCUUCUAACGUCAAAUCAAGAGGAGGUCACCUUUUCUGUCACUCCCGGGAAUUUCUGCCUUAAGAGUUCGAGUGGGGGAUCCCUGGAUUUAAGCAGUUCUGUGCACAGUGAAAUGUCUCUCGGCCCAGAAGAAUUUGACUUCUUUCAAGUUGGACUUGAUACCGAAAUAACAUUUUGCUCUAAAGAACUAAAGGGGAUCCUCACCUUCUCCGAAGUGGUGCGCACGCCCAUAGCCAUCUACUUUGACUUUCCUGGGAAACCGGUUGUUUUGAGUGUUGACGACAUGCUCUUGGAGGCGAACUUUAUCUUGGCCACGUUAGCGGAUCAGCCAAGCAGAGUGUCUUCACCACAGUCACUGUGUCUAUCCCAGGCACAGAGAAGGCUGGACCCCACACAGUCAAAUACCCAAGUGUGUCCAAGCCAAGCCAGCCAGGCCCCAGAGAGCAUCUCGAGAGCAGCACCCAAAAGGCUGUUUGCCAAGGAGCCUCCGGACAGCAGCUCGGCAACAGAGACCAAGAGAGCCAGUGCCAACCAGGACGACAUCUCUGAAGUGCCUGAAAGUGUCAUCAGUGACGCGGAGGAAGGGCCAAGCCCUUCACACCUCAGGAAGUUUUCCUCCAUGUUCUUUGGAGCAGUUUCUUCUGAGCAGCAAGAACACGCCGGCCACCCUUUGGACAGCCUGGCAAUAGCAAGUGACAGUGAAGAGGACGUGAGAGAUGAGUGUCCAUAGCCUGAUGCUCAGAGAUAGCUGCACUGGGUGCUGAGCCCUGGCCCCUUGAAGGCCAAGGGAGAAUGGAGCAGACACUACAAAUCCAUUGUGCCACAUGGGGACAGAGUUAGGCACAGGAAUGAACAUAUCAAGGUUCUUUGUUUUGGAGACAGGGUUUCUCCGUGUA
Molecule: messenger RNA, 1401 nt
Organism: Onychomys torridus (southern grasshopper mouse)
Lineage: Eukaryota; Metazoa; Chordata; Mammalia; Rodentia; Cricetidae
Gene: Rad9b
Product: RAD9 checkpoint clamp component B
Exons: 11
Coding region: 12-1235 (407 amino acids)
Biological process (GO): DNA repair; mitotic intra-S DNA damage checkpoint signaling; cellular response to ionizing radiation
Cellular component (GO): checkpoint clamp complex
Source: RefSeq, a predicted model, not a curated record